AUGGGCACCGAAAUGGACACCUUUUCGGCCCGUCUGGCCAGUUUCGACAUUGUUCUCCGGCCAGACAAGCGGAGAUCUUCAAAUAGCAAAGGCCCCAAUGCGAUCGCAUGGCCUCACGAAAGCCCAUCAGCUGAAGAGUUGGCGCAAGCAGGCUUCUACUACAAACCCUACGAAAGCAAUCCCGAUAACACAACAUGUUUCCACUGUCACCGCGCAUUGGAUGGCUGGGAAGAAGAGGACAACCCUAUCACUGAACAUCUCAAACACGCCCCGGACUGCGGUUGGGCUGUCAUGAUGGACAUCCAACAGCGUAGUUCCAACCCCAAGAAAAUCGAGGAUCCAAUGAGUGAGCGGAUCAUCCAGGCGCGUGCGGCGACAUUUGGAACUUCAUGGCCACACGAUGGAAAGAAAGGAUGGGUGUGCCAAUCGGAAAAGAUGGUUGAAAGCGGUUGGUAUUUCUGCCCGAAUGAAGACAGCGACGAUCUCGCCAGCUGCGCCUACUGCAAACUGUCACUCGAUGGUUGGGAGCCCAAAGAUGAUCCUUAUGAUGAACAUUUCCGCCGCUCUUCCUACUGUUCUUUCUUUGUCUUCGCACAGCCUACUCAAAAGGGCAAGGGAUCUCGCACCAAGAAGUCCCGUACUUCCAAGGCUUCUUCACGCCUCUCAACUCAAUCUGUCGCAACUACUACCUCUGAAGCCCCCGAAUUGGAUACGGACAUGGAUAUGGACGACGAAAUAGAUCAAAGCAUCAUGUCUCAGACUACAACCAAGGCGAAAGGAGCCAAGAGAGGACCCAAGGGCAAAGGCAAGGCCGCGAAAGUGAAGAAGCAGGAUGACGAGGUGGACGUCCAACUAGAUGUCAAUGACGUUGAUGAUGUACAACCUGAACCCGAAGACGAGCCCGAGCCGCCAAAGGCAAAGCGUGGGGGACGCGGCAAGAAACGAGUGAGUGAGGAUAUCGACAACGACGAGCCCGAGCCAGUCGCUAUCCAGGAGCGAGAACAGUCACCAGCCGCAGAGCCUCCCUCAAAACGCCGAGCGACGGGCACACGAGGGAGCAGUGUUUCUCGGUCGUACGAUUAUGAAUCUCGCGAUCAUGAAAUGCAAGAUGCAGAGUCGGUCGAUGAAGCAGCCCCAAAAAAGAGGGGCCGCAAACCAAAGAAGGCUACAUCAAAGAGCCGGAAGGCUUCUGAUGUAUCUACUUCAUCUAAAGUUCCAACAAAGGAGCGUCUUCCACGUGACUCGGAAUUAGACGCGGCUAUCCAGGCCGGCCUUGAUGCUGAUGCUGACGAGCCUGCGGCGCAGGAGCCCGAAAUCGUGGAAGAGCUGGAGCCCGAGCAGGAGAAUGAACCAGAGCAAGCCCCGCGUGUCCUGAAGAAAUCCAAGUCCACAAAGAAAUCGAAGGCUACUGAAAAGGCAUUGGAGCCCGAAGAAAUGGACGCUCAAAUAGAGGAAUACGAGGAGCAAGUCGGAGACCGCGCAGGAGCUGAUAUUUUCGAGAUAGAGGAGGCUGAGGAGCCUGCUCCAAAGACAAAAUCCAGCAAGUCUUCAAAGAAAGAGAAAGGGAGCAAGAAGAGCAAAAAGGAGGAAGGCACUAAGGCUGAGAAGAAAGCAUCACAAAGGUCUGUAGAGCCUACGCCAAUUGAUGAUGACAUGUCAGAGCACGAAUAUCACGACUCCUUGGUUUCUGUUGAAGCCGACCACCAGAAUCCUGAGCCCGAAGCAGAUGCUGUAUCGGAGGCCGACGAGAAGCCAGUGAAGAAGAAGUCCUCGAAAACAAAGGAUCAGAAACCAAAAAAAUCCAAGAAAUCCAAGAAGGAGCCUUCUCCCACCCCCGACCCUGUUGUUGAGCCCGAGCCCGAGCCAGAAUCAGAGUUCGAAGCCGAAGCUGAAGCUGAACUCGUGUCAGAGCCCGAACCAAUUUACGAACAACAAGAUGCCCGGUCCCCUUCCAUGUCCAUGGAUGAAUUCGGAACCCCAGGUGACAUCCCGGACCAGGUUGAGAUGGUUCCAUCUCCUCAGCCACCUUCCUCAGAGCUACGAAAAGAAAGGACCCCGGUCCCUCCGAAAACGACAAAACGAUUCAGUGACAUUCCUCAAGAAGAGCACCUCGCCGAGUCAUUCAGCGAAUCUCAAAGGUCCCGUGGCAGCGGGAAACAAGAGACCAAGCCCCAGAGGAUAUCCAAAUCCUCAAACAGCGCGGUAUCACCUCUACCACCUCCUCACCAAAGUACUCCAUCGCUGUCACCGCAAUCAUCUGACGCUGAGAAUCGACCACCAUCAUCUCGGCCCGCUCUAUCCUCCACGCCGAGACAACAAACAAUGCAAGCACCACUAGCGGCUGCCACUCCCUCGCCUUCAAAACGCAAUCCGAAUGCAGGAUUCCCUGCCUCAGCUCACCCUUGGACUCCUGUGGAUAUCGACGAACUUCUAUAUGGAGAAGCUAGUGACAAGGAGAAUGCCGAUUUGUCGAGUAUCUUCAAGGAUAUAAAGGCUGGUCUGACUAGCCCCGAGAAGAAAAUGAGCGUUGAGCAGUGGAUUCUAUGGAAUGCGAAGAACGGCGAGGAGCGUCUCAAGAGAGAAUGUGAACGGCUGGUCAGUCAAUUCGAGAAAGAGGGCGGUCGUGCCAUGCAGCGGCUCGAGGCUAUUGAGUGCAUGGAUUGA
This is a messenger RNA of Penicillium manginii, 2664 nucleotides long. RefSeq names its product baculoviral IAP repeat-containing protein. Bases 1 to 2664 code for a protein of 887 amino acids. NCBI's taxonomy places the organism in Eukaryota, Fungi, Ascomycota, Eurotiomycetes, Eurotiales, Aspergillaceae. The transcript is spliced from 4 exons. The record is from RefSeq and is a predicted model, not a curated record.